Ectocarpus sp. CCAP 1310/34 is the source of this 2019-nucleotide messenger RNA. The record is from the annotation of a GenBank genome assembly. Lineage: Eukaryota; Phaeophyceae; Ectocarpales; Ectocarpaceae.
AUGCACGACAUCGCUUUCGAUCUACACAAUCCGGGAUGGACACCGGAGGCUAUUGAUCGUUUGGCCGACGCCCUUGUGGAGUAUUCUGACGUGUUCUCUACUUCGAAAACCGAUUUUGGUUCCUGCAACAUAAUGCCGUUCACGCUUUCUGUCCCAGCAGGGACGAAGCCCGUUGCAUCACGCCCGUAUCGUAUCAACCCGUUGAUGCAAAAGAAAGUGGAUGCAGUUUUGGACCAGUAUUUGGCGGCAGGGGUCAUUCAACAUUCCACGUCUCCGUGGGCUUCUCCUUUAGUUGUCAUCCUCAAGAAGGACGGAUCUGUUCGCAUCACCGUUAACUACAAACGUCUCAACGCUCUGGUGGAUUUGGAUGGACAACCUCUCCCUCGAGUGGACGGUAUCUUGGAUUCUCUGUACACCGGGAAAGUGUUCUCCAUCUUCGACCUCAACUCGGCUUUCCACCAGAUCGUUUGUGAUGAAGACACUGUCCCGCUCACCGCCUUUUGCACUCCCACGCAGUUGUUCGAAUGGCUUCGGAUGCCGCAGGGCGCCAACGCAAGUCCGUCUUGGUUCGUCAAGGUCAUCAACAGAGUGGUGCACGGUCUGGAGCGUGUGCUGGCUUAUCUGGACGAUGUCAUCUGUUUCGAUGAGGAACCUCUGGGACACGUGCUGAACUUGAUCGAGUUCUUCAAACGACUGCGACAGUACAACCUCAAACUGUCUCCAGGGAAGGCUCGCGUCGGCGCCACGCACGCCAACUUUCUCGGUCACACCAUCUCUCCGGCAGGUGUUAGCCCUGAUGGCGUUAACGUUAGGGCGCUCACGCACAUGCCGCCGCCGACGAGUCUCGAUGGCUCGGUGAGACCCAUCGUGUACAUCAGCCGCGCUACUCUUCCUGCGGAGCGUAACUGGACCGUUUUGGAUCUGGAGGCUGGUGGCAUUGUUUGGGCCAUCAAACGCCUUCGCGGUUGUCUGUGGUCGACCAAGUUCGCCAUCCAUUCUGACCACAAAGCCUUGGAGAGCAUUGGCAAGGUUGCGGAACACAACGCUAGGGUGCAACGAUGGCUCGAAUUCCUGUCCAACUUCACCUACACCCUGAAAUAUCAGAAAGGUUCGGCAAACGGCAACGCGGAUUUUCUUUCGCGGUUGCCUUUACCAGCACAAGACACUGGCAAAACCGGCCCCGACUGCAUCGAUGGUGUCGAUCAAGCGGGUGGGCCUGGUACGGUCGUCGGCGUCGACUUCUUCGGACCUCUGCCAGUGAUUGCCAAGGGCAACUCCUACGUUUUGUUGUUCACAGACCGUUUCAGUCGGAGAGCCGACAUGUUCGCAGUUUCAGCGGGGGAAUUUACGGCGAAAGGGACGCCUCACAGCUUUGUCAACCAAUACAUGACCAAGUGGGGAUGUCCGACUACGUUAUUGUCGGACAAGGGACUGCAUUAUCUGCUCGAAGCUCUCCAUGGCGAUCUACGAGGUGGUCAUCAAAGCUUGGCCCGCGAUCAACUCGAGCAUUGCAACCUGGCUGUCGAUCGCCAGCGCCGGGCCUACAAACUUGACCGUGAGUACAACGCCCUGAAGAUUUCGCGCGUCGAACGCCGCAAUUCAUCCCUGCUGGACGCCAUUCACAAGCUCCCUCAGUUGACCGUUGGCGGGUGGGCUUGGGUGUACAACACGGCUGCUACGAUUCGACAGGGUGUGCAGAAGAACACGGACCAACGGGUGCUCAAGGCCAAAUUCGCACUUUCCUGGACGGGGCCCUACCAAGUUCUUGCGGUGCGUCCCGCUUCUGCCGACGCCACUCCGGACGGCAGCCCGUUGGCGCGUAAACUCCUCUACCUGGACCUGCCUUCCGAUAUUUGCGGCCCAGCAGGUCGAUGUUGCGUGUCUGUCCUUCGUUGCAAGCCCUGUCGCAAUCCGCACGAGACGGACGACAUGCCGCAAUCUCUACCCGCAGAGCUUUCGCGUUAUGUUCUGCACCCUUUGGAAGAUAAAUGCNCCGGACGGCAGCCCGUUGGCGCGUAA